CCAAGGGACCGAUAUCAGCAGCUACAAUCUGCCCGUGUAUGGGGACCUUUACUUACUACACCACUACAUUGCUUGUGCACUGAGGCCCAUAAAGGAGUAAGAGUGGGGUCAGCAGACCCAGUGGUACUUACCAAUACAAGACCCUAAAUGAUAGUGUGGGAUAAGUGAGGAAUGUGAGUUCCUCUGAGGAUCCAGAGUAGGAUGGGUCCAAUGAAUGCAAAGGGAGAAAAAGAGUAUUAUGAGUACUGAGCUAAUAAUGACUUCCAACCAAUCAGCAAUUUGUUUUGUUCAGACUGCAACUAAUUAGAAAAUGAAGAACAUGAAAAUGAAUUUGAAUUAAAGUUGAUAUGUAGAAAUAAGCCUCGGUCUUACUACUCAUAAUCGGUGAAGAUGCCACGGGGAAUAAGAAAAUAUAUUUAUGAUUUGCAUCCCUGAUAACAAAUGACGCAGGUGCCCUGCCACUUGCAUUGCAAUGGUACAUUGGGCAACAAUCCAAUGAGCUUUACAUAAGCCAGAGUGAUCAUUCCUCACUUUAUCCACUGCCAGAAGGAGGGAGAACAGAUCCGAACAGCCUAGUAUAAAGCUGUUUACCUUUGUAUCUGUUUAUCUUCCUUGAGAUCAGAACCAGCACAAGCUACAAUGGAUUUUGACCGGAGUAACUACUCAACUAACAAACCUGUGGAUAUUGCGGCCAUUGGAGAAGCCACAACAGCUUCAGUCCUAUUUAUAGCUCUAUCCCUUGUGGGAAUAGUCAUUAACAUGUUCAUCAUAUCUGUUAAUUUCCAUUCCUGGAUAAAAGGACAAAGCAUGAACCCAAGUGACCUCCUAAUUGUUUCCCUGGCUUUCUCCAACAUGGUCUUUUCUGUCACAGAUGGAGUCUAUACUAUAUGCAUCCUUGUUAUCCCAUUUGGUGACGUUGAAGAUCAAUUGUAUCUGCUAUAUAUUGUCAUGGUGUAUGUGCUCUUCUGCAAUUCCUGGCUCAGCGCCUGCCUGUGUUUCUACUACUUUGUGAAAAUCAGUAACGUUAAGCCUGGUUACCUGGCACGACUCAAAUCAAAGAUCAACACCCUGGUACCAAGGCUAAUACUGGUUGCUCAGGGGUUCUCCAUCUUGAACUCACUUUUUUACAUGCCGGUGUUUUUUAAAGAGAACGUUGAAAACCCAACCAACCAGACACAAAAUAUUACUACUUACAGAACAGAUGAUUUUUACAAUGUAUUUUUCUUGCUGAUCAAUUGUUAUAUUCCUUUCCUGGUUAUAUUGGUCACCACCAGCCUUAUCAUUGCCUCGCUCUACAAGCACACUCGUCGUAUGCAACAGAACAUGGGAGAGGUUGGUGGCCCCAGCCUGAAGAUUCAUCAACGAGCAGCACGUACAAUGACGUCUCUUCUUAUUCUCUAUCUUCUGUUUUACGUUGUAGUACUUGGGUCUAGCUUACUUAUAAAAAAUGAGUUGUUGAGUUGGGUUUACUACUUGGUGGGUUGUACCUUCUCCCCCAUUCAGUCCAUCAUUCUAAUUAUGGGGAACACCAGACUGAAGAAGACCUUUGUGAACAUGCUAAACAGCUGUAGGAAAACAUUUGGAGAAGAAGACAAUGUAACUACUUAAACGAAAUGGUCUGCUGCAAUUAGUGAUCAAAAAGUAUAGAAGAAAAAAGUUGGAAGUUUGAUUGUGAUUAAUCAGUAGUCUCACAACCUCCUUGUGAGCAAUAGCACUAGCCUUGUAUCAUUUUCUGUUUUACGCCUGUGUAGGCUAUUGCUGCUUUAUUAAAGAUUUUCUUUGAAUUAGUUCAAUAGCAUUGAUAGGAAUUAUUCCGUAGUUCAUUUAUUUUUUUUAAUAUAACCAUUUCUUCUAUUGUUUUUCCCCUACGUACCGCAGCAUGACUAGUAGAUCAGGUAUGCUGACCACCAAACACACUUUAGUUUUUGUUAUUCUAUGGGGCUGAUUUACUAAUCCACGAAUCCGAAUUCCGAACGGGAAGAAAUCG
Xenopus tropicalis (tropical clawed frog) is the source of this 1987-nucleotide messenger RNA. RefSeq names its product taste receptor type 2 member 8. Gene Ontology annotation, molecular function: G protein-coupled receptor activity; bitter taste receptor activity. Gene Ontology annotation, biological process: G protein-coupled receptor signaling pathway; signal transduction; sensory perception of taste. The coding region runs from base 640 to 1608 and encodes 322 amino acids. NCBI's taxonomy places the organism in Eukaryota, Metazoa, Chordata, Amphibia, Anura, Pipidae. The transcript has a single exon. Gene Ontology annotation, cellular component: membrane. The record is from RefSeq and is a predicted model, not a curated record.